This is a messenger RNA of Motacilla alba alba, 2593 nucleotides long. RefSeq names its product SRY-box transcription factor 7 (gene SOX7). Gene Ontology annotation, molecular function: RNA polymerase II cis-regulatory region sequence-specific DNA binding; DNA-binding transcription factor activity, RNA polymerase II-specific. The transcript is spliced from 2 exons. NCBI's taxonomy places the organism in Eukaryota, Metazoa, Chordata, Aves, Passeriformes, Motacillidae. The coding region runs from base 69 to 1199 and encodes 376 amino acids. The record is from RefSeq and is a predicted model, not a curated record. Gene Ontology annotation, biological process: anatomical structure morphogenesis; regulation of DNA-templated transcription; cell differentiation.
GGCAGGAGGCUGGGACUGCGCGGGGACCCCGAGGGCAGCGCGGCGGGGCGGGGGGGGGCCGGGGGGCCAUGGCUGCGCUGCUCAGCACAUUCCCCUGGCCGGAGCGGCUGGAGGGGGACGCGGGCGAGGGGCUGUCCCCAGGGCCACCCCCCCGAGCGUCGCAGGGCGAGAAGGGCUCCGAGAGCCGCAUCCGCCGGCCCAUGAACGCGUUCAUGGUGUGGGCGAAGGACGAGAGGAAGCGGCUGGCGGUGCAGAACCCCGACCUGCACAACGCGGAGCUCAGCAAGAUGCUCGGGAAGUCCUGGAAGGCGCUGAGCCUGUCGCAGAAGCGUCCCUACGUGGAGGAGGCCGAGCGGCUGCGGGUGAAGCACAUGCAAGAUUAUCCCAACUACAAGUACCGGCCCCGUCGGAAGAAGCAGGUCAAGCGCAUCGGGAAGCGGGUGGAUCCCGGCUUUCUGCUGGGCAGCCUGACACGGGACCAGAACUCUGUGCCGGAAAAGCGGACCUGCAGCCGGGCCGGGGGGGACAAAGAGGGCCCGGGUGAGUACCCGCCCCGCCCGGGGCUGCCGGCAGUGCGGGCGUACCGGGAGGCUCCAGGCAGCGGCAGCAGCGCCAGCGUGGACACCUACCCCUACGGGCUGCCCACCCCGCCGGAGAUGUCCCCUCUGGAUGCCAUAGACCCCGAGCAGAGCUUCUUCUCCUCGCCCUGCCCCGAGGAGCAUCACCGCUCCCACCUCGCCGGUGCCACCUUCUCGCCGGAGUACGCGGGCGGCUCCCUGCCGUGCGGCCACCACCCCCUCAGCCCCAUGCCGCAGCCGGCCACCUGCAUGAUCCCCCCGGCCUCCAGCUGCCCUUCCCUUCCUCCUCCUCCUCCUCCUCCUCCCAACUACUACACACCCGCCUUCCCCUCCCUGCCCCCUCCCAGCCUCCAUGCCCACCUGGGCCAGCUCUCCCCACCGCCUGACCACCAAGGCUUCGACACCUUGGACCAGCUGAGCCAAGCGGAGCUGCUGGGGGAGAUGGACCGCAAUGAGUUUGACCAGUAUCUCAACAACCCCAGCCACGGUGACCACCACGGCGGGGCCUUGGCCAGCGGGCACGUCCCGGUGUCCGGCAGCUCCCACAGCUCCGAGAACAGCCUCAUCUCCGUCCUGGCCGAUGCCACGGCCACCUACUACAAUAACUACAGCGUCUCUUAGGAGCCCAGCCGGGGCCGCCUGGACCGGCCAAGGAAGGACCCGACACUGUUCCGAGGCGUUGCUCCCUGGGGACAUCGCCUGCGGCCCCUCAGGGUGACCGAGCCCGAACCACAGGGCCCUGGAGUCUCCUCGGUGCUGUAGGUAAAGGAUUUGGGUUGUUGGGUCACCACCGUGCAAAGCCUGGAGUGCUCUGCUCCGACCGUGGCCAGGGAGCACUUCCCAACGCCAAAGCCCUUUGGCCAAGUCCCUCUUCCAAAGCAGGGAUGCUCCUGGGAGCACAGGAAGGCUGCCCCUCAUUUUGGGGCAUCCCCAGCUCUGCUUUGGAGUCAGGAGUGCGGCAGCGCCCUGCAAACGUCAGGUCUGAAUUCCCCCUGGAAGGGGGAAAGGCAGGGAUGGGAGAAGGGAAGAUUUUGGUGAAGGUCCAUGAGCUGGUUUUGGGUUCUGGUGGCGGCGUUGCUGCCUGACCACCCUGACCUGCCUGACCACUCCAAUGGGGAUUAAAGCCCCCGUCCCCUGCCCCAGAGCAUGGACUGGGGGCUUCAUCCCUUGGGAAACCCCAGAGGGGAUGGGAUACCAGCCAGGAGAGGGGUAGCCAGCCCUGGGAGUGCUGAGCCUGUUCUGGAGUGGGGCAAGAUCAGGGCUUGGAAAGGCAGGAUCUGGCCAGCAUUCACCCCUGGGAGCAGGUCCUGGGAUGAACAUUUUGGCCAAGAGGUGAUGAUGUAGCAGACACUUUUUUUGUCAAACAUCCUUUGAAGGGGAAGGCUCCAUGUUUGGAGCCACAGUGCCCAAUGCCUCUCCUAACUCUGGCGUUUUAUUGCUUGUAAUAAAGCUGUACAUUGAUUUAUUCCUUCCAUUAUUCCUCCUGCCCCCCACCUCGGAUUUUGUAUUGCUCGAGUUCUCUUCCUUUCCAUAAAAAUGAAGCUUUUUUUUUAAAUCAGUUAUAUGACAUGAUUAAUCUUAGUGUUUACUGUAUGGCACUUGGUAAUGAUUAGUUAGUAAUGUGGUUAUGAUUUCCUGGUUUCAGUCCCCAGAAUGUAUUAAUAAUAAUUGCAGAGAAAACUUUAAAAAAAAACCCAAAAGUUCGCCGGUUUUUAAGCUAACACAUUCCAUCUCUUUUGUGUGACUCUAUGCAUUUUGAAUGAGUGUAGAUACGAGUUUGCAUAAAAUAUUUAAUUUAAAUAAAUAUGUUUUUAUAUGAUGAUCGUUCGAUGAUUUAAAUUGCUGUCGCUAUUGACAACAGUUUUCAAAACAGAAACAUUUCCCGUGCAAGUGCUAUUUUUUUAUAUUUUUGUUGUCAUCGUUGUUGUUGGUAUUUUCAGCCAAAUUUUUCUACUACCAUUUUUUAUAAAUAAAACAAAGAUCUGUGGUUAUCUUUACAAAUUGUGGAUUGCUUU